Molecule: messenger RNA, 1723 nt
Organism: Cinclus cinclus
Lineage: Eukaryota; Metazoa; Chordata; Aves; Passeriformes; Cinclidae
Gene: OSGIN2
Product: oxidative stress induced growth inhibitor family member 2
Exons: 6
Coding region: 56-1723 (555 amino acids)
Source: RefSeq, a predicted model, not a curated record
GCCGGCGUGCGGUGUCCCCCCGCAGCCUCAUCGCUGGGCCCCGUCGGCGCUCCCCAUGCCCGUGUGGUGCUGCCGCUGCUCCCUGGCCGGUCACUUCAGAACUUACAACAGCACUGAAACCGAAGGACAGCUUUUGAAUUCCUUUGUUCAGUACUUUGGUGAGAGCCUUGGGAGGAAGAUUAAAAAAAUGCCUUUAAUUGAAGAAACUGUUCUGCCUGGGGACUCCCUUCUUACUCUGCCUGUAGUAAUAAUAGGAAAUGGACCUUCAGGAAUUUGCCUUUCUUACCUGCUCUCUGGAUACAGGCCAUAUUUGUCUCCUGAAGCUAUACACCCAAACACCAUCCUACAUACAAAAUUAGAAGAAGCUCGACAUCUCUCCAUUGUUGAUCAAGAUCUGGAGUACCUGUCAGAAGGUCUUGAAGGACGCUCCUCAAACCCAGUUGCAGUGCUCUUUGAUACAUUGCUUCAUCCUGAUGCUGACUUUGGCUAUGACUACCCACCUGUUCUGCACUGGAAGUUAGAACAACAUAAUUAUAUUCCCCACAUAGUGCUUGGAAAAGGACCACCUGGCGGGGCUUGGCACUCCAUGGAGGGCUCUAUGCUAACCAUCAGUUUUGGAGACUGGAUGGAAUUGCCUGGCCUCAGCUUUAAGGAGUGGGCAGCUAGCAAACGCAGAAAUAUAAAGAGUGAUCGAGUAAUGCCAGAGGAAAUAGCUUGUUAUUAUAAACACUAUGUCAAAGUCAUGGGUCUCCAAAAGAAUUUCAGAGACAAUGUUUACAUAACAUCAGUGUCCAGGCUUUACCGAGAAAAGGAUGAUGAAGGCAGAAGUCACCAAAAUGAAGAUAUUUCAACACUGCAUUUGGAAAUGGAAGAUGGACAGAAAUCACUUACUAAGAGAAACUGGGAAGUUAGAGGCUAUCAGCGAGCAACAGAUGGUUCUCAUGUGCCCUUCUGCCUUUUUGCUGAGAAUGUGGCUCUUGCAACUGGAACCUUUGAUUCUCCUGGCCGACUGCAAGUUGAGGGAGAAGACUUUCCUUUUGUCCUCCAUUCCAUGUCUGACUUCGGAGCUGCAAUCAGCAAAGGAAAGUUACGUGGGAAGGCAGACCCUGUGUUGAUUGUGGGUGCUGGACUAACAGCAGCUGAUGCAGUGCUAUGUGCCUAUAAUAACAACAUCCCAGUAGUCCAUGUGUUUCGUAGAAGAGUUACCGAUACAAGCCUAAUUUUCAAGCAGUUACCUAAAAAGCUUUACCCUGAAUACCAUAAGGUCUAUCACAUGAUGUGUACUCAGUCUCAUACCGUGGACUCUAAUCAACAUUCUGCUUACACUAGUUUCCCUGAACACAAUGUACUUUCCUUCAAGCCUGAAAUGAAAUGUGUUCUUCAGAGUGCCUCUGGACUGAAGAAAAUCUUGAAGUUUUCUGUAGCCUUAGUUCUGAUAGGUUCUCACCCAAAUCUUUUCUUUUUAAAGGACCAAGGACAUAGCAUAGGUCAUCACUCUAAUCAGCCCAUCACAUGCAAGGGGAAUCCUAUAGAGAUUGAUCCAUACACUUAUGAAUGCACUAAAGAAGCCAACCUUUUUGCUUUAGGGCCUCUGGUGGGAGACAACUUUGUACGGUUUUUAAAAGGAGGUGCACUGGGCAUUGCACGAUGCUUGGCAAUAAGACAAAAGAAGAAACAUGAAUUGAUUGAAAGUGGGGAUGGAGGAGGUGAUGGGGUACCAUAA